AUAUUCGCUUUAAUAAACUUAAGAUAGAAUCUGUGACGAAAAGGUGUUAUUGUCACAAUUAUGCAUCAUCCAACAGAACUUUUAAGACCCUUAAAAAAUGUAAAGAAGGAAGCGCAAUAUUUAUUUUCUAAGAAAUCUACAGAGGAUAUAAUAAAUAUGCUUUUGAAACUUGGAGCUAAGCAGAUUCUUUGUAUUGGCACACCAAGAAUACAUGAAUAUAUAAUCGAGCAUUAUACAGAUAAAAUGUCUUCCCUCCUUUUGGAUUUUGAUGGAAGAUUUCAUAACUUUUUUGGACCUUUGGAUUAUUGCUGGUACAACCUUUUUAAUCAUCAUUUUUUUAACAAAGAUGCAAUUAAUGUUUUCAAAGAUUUUCUUAAGCAAAAUGAAGGAAAGGACACUUACUUAAUAUGCGAUCCUCCGUUUGGUGGCCGUUUAGAACCCUUAUCAUUCACAAUAAAAACGAUAUUUGACCUGCAUAAAAAAUUGAAUAAACAUUCUUAUAAUAAUAAUUUUUUCUUGAAAAUCAUGUUUAUAUUUCCAUAUUUUAUGGAACAUAUAAUGAGAGAAAAGAGCAAUCCACCACAUGUCACUGGUGGUUUAAGAGAUUUGAAAAUGUCUGAUUAUAAAGUGGAUUAUGAUAAUCAUCCCUUAUUUAUAUCAGAAAAACAUGGUAGAAAGCAAGGUUCUCCAGUGAGAAUUUUCACGAAUAUACCGUUAAAUCUAUUAGAACUUCCUUUAUCUGAUGGAUAUAAAUUCUGUCAAGAUUGUGCAAAGUGGGUUUCUAGUGAAAACAAUCAUUGCAAGAAGUGUAAAGAAUGUACCUCUAAAGAUGGUCGAACGUACAAGCACUGUAAUAUAUGUAAACGAUGCGUAAAGCCUACUUGGAAACACUGCCGAAUUUGCAAAAGAUGUAUGUUAGAAAAACACACAUGUGGCUCAAUACCAAAUAUAGGAAGAUGUUUCAACUGUGAUAAAUUAGGUCAUAUUAGAAAAGAAUGCCCUAAUUUGCCUUCUACUGAAAUUACAAUUGGGACAAAUAUAAAGAAACGCAAAGCAGACUGUGAAUUAAAAACAAUUAAGAAAAGUAAAGUUGGACACUCCAAGGAAGUUAUUAAACAAAAAGCUGUUCUAGUUGAUAAGAAGAAAGUCUUAAAACCA
Messenger RNA from Mycetomoellerius zeteki, 1158 nucleotides. RefSeq names its product zinc finger CCHC domain-containing protein 4. Gene Ontology annotation, biological process: rRNA methylation. The annotation marks the transcript as partial. Gene Ontology annotation, cellular component: cytoplasm; nucleolus. NCBI's taxonomy places the organism in Eukaryota, Metazoa, Arthropoda, Insecta, Hymenoptera, Formicidae. Gene Ontology annotation, molecular function: rRNA (adenine-N6-)-methyltransferase activity; zinc ion binding; nucleic acid binding. The transcript is spliced from 4 exons. The record is from RefSeq and is a predicted model, not a curated record.